This is a messenger RNA of Salvelinus namaycush (lake trout), 1514 nucleotides long. RefSeq names its product DENN domain-containing protein 2D-like. NCBI's taxonomy places the organism in Eukaryota, Metazoa, Chordata, Actinopteri, Salmoniformes, Salmonidae. The transcript has 13 exons. The record is from RefSeq and is a predicted model, not a curated record. Bases 115 to 1494 code for a protein of 459 amino acids. Gene Ontology annotation, cellular component: cytosol; nucleoplasm.
CCUCAAGGCGCUGCCAAUGGGAAAGAGAAAGACGCCCCAUCAUGUGACCUCAGCACUGUCCAGCCUAGUGAGGAUGAGGAGGUUGAGAGAGGUGCCCUCAAGAGGCUCAGCACAAUGUGGUCUUCAUUCCGGGGCAAACUCAACAGAGAUCGGGUGAAGGAGCCAUGUCAGGAGUCUCUGGAUUCAGCUCCGGUGGACACCACAGCCAGGGAGCAGCGCUACAUGAGCGGGCAGUACUUCUUUGAGUACCUGGUGGUGGUCAGCCUCAAGAAGUCCAAAGAGGGGGCCUACGAGCCGCAGAUCACCUACCAGUUCCCCAAGAGGGAUGGGAUGGUGAGAUUCCAAAGAGAGGAGGAGGAGAAGACCCUGAAGGCAAUCACGCUCUUCUGUUUCCCAGAGGGGAUCAGCUGGGCCCCCCUAACAGAGUACCACAGUGAGACAUUCUCCUUUGUCUUGACUGAGAUCGAUGGCAGCAGAAGGAAUGGAUACUGCAGAAGGCUACUGCCCCACGGCAACGGAGCGCGCCCCCCCGAAGCCUUCUGCAUCAUUAGCAGCCUGGCUUGUUUCGGACUCUUCUCCAAGAUCUUUGACGAGGUGGAGAAGCGACACCAGAUCUCCAUGGCGAUGAUUUACCCGUUUAUGCAGAGCCUUAGGGAGGCAGCGUUCCCCGCCCCAGGCAACACUGUCAAGAUCAAGAGCUUCAUUCCCGACAAGGGCACCGAGAUCAUCAGUCUGACGCGGCCGGUGGACUCGUGGCUGGAGCACGUGGACUUCCGCACGCUCUUCCGUUGCUUGACCAAUGAGGAGGUGGUGCUGGUGUUCGCUGCCGCCGUUAUGGAGCGACGCAUUGUUUUCAUAGCCGUGGAGCUCAGCACCCUGUCCCAGGUGAUCCACGCUGUGGCCGCCCUCCUCUAUCCAUUCACCUGGCAACACACCUUCAUCUCCAUAGUCCCUGAGAUCCUCAUCGACGUUGUUAUGGCCCCCACCCCCUACCUGCUGGGAGUGCAGAAGCGGCUAAUGGAACAGGUCACAGACCAGACCGACCUGCUUGUGGUGGACUUGUCAGAGGAUAGGAAGGACACUUUCCUUGUUCAAAUCGGGGAUGAGAAGUCUAUUCUGCCCCCUAAGCUUCAAGAUGAAAUACUGCAGGCACUAAGAAACAGGAAAGAAAAAGCCACCGUGGAGGAGCUGAACAGGGUGGUCUCGGAAGCCUUCCUGCCCUUCUUCGUGAAGACUGUUGGCCAUUUUGCUUUGUACGUGACGCGGAACAGCAGUGGCCAGCCGGGGGUGUUCCAGAGCAGAGCCUUCUACAAGGCCAUCAAGUCCAACACCACGCGGCACUUUGUCAAGAAAUUCCUCCAGACCCAGAUGUUUGACCUGUUUAUCCAGGAGGUGGAGCAGCAGCCAGCAAGCCCCCAGCAAGGAAUUUUCCACAAAAAGAUUGUUGAAUACCAGGAACAGAAGAGAAAAGAGAAGGCGAAGAAGAGACACUAAGUAUGAAUACACUGUAAACG